AUGGCGAGCUCGCUGGCCCGCCUGGGGGCGGCGCUGCCCCGCGCGCGCCCGCUCGCCGCCGCGGCGGCGAUGGGGGCGGCGCGGACCCCGCCGCGGGGAGCGCGGUGGGACCCCGUCGCCCCCCGCCCCGCCUCGCUGUACGCUCGCAGAUGCCAGGCUCACUCGGACGUGAAGGCGUCCCCUGCAUCGGAGUCCAAGGAUGUGGGGAGCUCGUCCCAGAGCUGGAGGAUCAAGAUGCUCUACGAUGGUGAAUGCCCGCUCUGUAUGCGUGAGGUAAACAUGUUGAGGGAAAGGAACAAAUCCUAUGGAGCUAUAAAUUUUGUUGACAUCAGCUCGAAAGAUUACUCUCCGAAGGACAAUCAGGAUCUUGAUUAUGAAACUGCCAUGGGGAGGAUACAUGCCAUUCUCUCAGAUGGAACUAUUGUCACAGAUGUUGAGGCAUUCAGAAGGCUUUAUGAGGAAGUUGGACUCGGAUGGGUUUAUGCAGUUACUAAGUAUGAGCCUGUGGCUACCAUAGCAAAUGCAGUAUAUGGUGUAUGGGCCAAAUACCGUAUGGAAGUUACAGGUCGACCUCCCCUGGAGGAAAUUUUUGCAGCCCGAAGACAAGCGGGCGAAUGUAAAGAUGAUAAAGCAUGCAAGAUGUGA
Messenger RNA from Triticum turgidum subsp. durum (durum wheat), 645 nucleotides. NCBI's taxonomy places the organism in Eukaryota, Viridiplantae, Streptophyta, Magnoliopsida, Poales, Poaceae. The record is from the annotation of a GenBank genome assembly.